Chelonus insularis is the source of this 1291-nucleotide messenger RNA. It is a transcript of the gene Vha36-1, whose product is annotated as V-type proton ATPase subunit Vha36-1. The record is from RefSeq and is a predicted model, not a curated record. Gene Ontology annotation, cellular component: proton-transporting V-type ATPase complex. The transcript has 4 exons. Gene Ontology annotation, molecular function: proton-transporting ATPase activity, rotational mechanism. NCBI's taxonomy places the organism in Eukaryota, Metazoa, Arthropoda, Insecta, Hymenoptera, Braconidae. Bases 65 to 802 code for a protein of 245 amino acids.
ACUUCCGGUUUACACAAGUCAGCUGAUCUUUUUCAUUCCUGUCUACUUGGCUCCUCUUGCAAACAUGUCGGGGAAAGAUAGACUUCCAAUUUUUCCCUCUCGGGGAGCUCAAAUGUUGAUGAAGUCAAGACUUCAAGGUGCUACUAAAGGCCAUGGAUUGCUGAAGAAAAAAGCAGACGCUUUACAAAUGAGAUUCAGAAUGAUACUUGGAAAAAUUAUUGAGACAAAAACACUUAUGGGAGAAGUUAUGAAAGAAGCAACUUUUUCACUGGCUGAAGCUAAAUUUGCCACUGGAGACUUUAACCAAGUAGUACUCCAAAACGUUACAAAAGCCCAAAUAAAAAUAAGAUCCAAAAAGGAUAAUGUUGCCGGUGUAAAUUUGCCAGUAUUUGAAUCAUACCAAGAUGGUACUGACACAUAUGAGCUAGCUGGUUUAGCUAGAGGUGGUCAGCAGCUUGCCAAGCUGAAGAAAAAUUAUCAGAAAGGUGUUAAGCUUCUUGUUGUCUUAGCUUCUCUUCAAACUAGCUUUGUCACUCUUGAUGAAGUUAUUAAAAUCACUAACCGUCGUGUUAAUGCCAUUGAGCACGUUAUUAUUCCAAGGAUCGAGAGGACUCUUGCAUACAUUAUUUCAGAAUUAGACGAACUUGAGAGAGAAGAAUUCUACCGUCUCAAAAAAAUUCAAGACAAGAAGAAGGCCAUCAAAGAACAGGUGGAAGCUGAUCUUGAAGAACUAAUUGCUGCCGGUCAUGAUGUUGAUGGUGCCAAUAUGUUGGAUGAAGGAGACGAAGAUCUUCUAUUUUAAAAACUUGUAAAUUUAAUUUUCACGCACACAAGAAAAUUUGUCGUGAAAUAGACUUCAGCGUUAAAACGAGAGAUCUUUAUAAAUUUGUUGAGUCUUUAAUCGAUAUAGCUAAUGACUCUUUAGCUUUCUCCUUUAUAGACUCAUAAUAUCAAUUUUGUACAGUCAAUUUCAUAUGAUAACGCUGAAGAAAUAAUUUCUUGUUUGUAGAAUUUUAAAAACUCCAUUUAUUUAAUCGAUCUAAUCCUUACAUGGUCUAAAUUAAUGAAUAUAAUUGAAAAAUAUUUUAUUAAAUGUUAUAUUUUUUAUUUAAUUAAAAAUGUACAUUCAAGAGUGUCAAGUUGAAUUGAACUCUUGGCAUAAAUAUAAAAGUAUCAUUUUGUGAAUAUCACUCCGAAGCUUGCAUGAGCGUAUAUGUAUAGUAUUAUACUAAAAAUAUAAGGUAUUAUAUGAAAUACUAUAAAGUUAAAAUAAAUGUUAUAGUUCUAUUAA